Molecule: messenger RNA, 1452 nt
Organism: Pungitius pungitius (ninespine stickleback)
Lineage: Eukaryota; Metazoa; Chordata; Actinopteri; Perciformes; Gasterosteidae
Gene: rdm1
Product: RAD52 motif containing 1
Exons: 8
Coding region: 73-1041 (322 amino acids)
Cellular component (GO): nucleolus
Molecular function (GO): RNA binding
Source: RefSeq, a predicted model, not a curated record
UAAGUCGAGCAAUACCAGUACCACUGUUUAGUGGCCAAUGAAUUUCUGUCAGGACAUUUCUGAGUGACGGACAUGUCGUCACUUUCUUCUGCGUCGUCAUUGGUUGCUGGAGGAGGCCCCGCCCCUCCCCGGAAAAGCGGUAAACUCAAACUGUUCGCUGCGAGAAGAAAGAGAGAACGAGAAGGAACGGUGAGAUGGAGGUGGACAUCCUGGAGUUCAGAGUCCCUGCGGAGAACAACAAGACCCUCUUUGUGUGGGACAUCCAGCCGACUCACUCUGAGGAUCAGAUCUACGUGUCUGUGUGCGGUUCCUCAGGUUGGUCUACUCAGCGUCUUCUCGUGCUUCGGGCCUCUCUACCUGCUCAAGGUGUGUCAGAAUUCUGCUCUUAACCCGCCGGGGUUCUACGCCCUCAUCAAGUUCUACUCUGCUGCUCAGGCCUCAAAGGCCCAACGGCAGACUGACGGACGCCCGCUGCUCCAAAGCUGUCCGCUCAAGGUGAGGCUGAGCUCCAAGCACACGUCUUCCUUCCUGUCUGACAGCAGCAGACCUCUAAGCCACGCCCGCUGCCUGGAACUGGCCAAUUACUGCCUAGGAUUCAAUGGCUGGACCUCUGACAUCAUCACGCUAAAGGAGCUCCCCAACGAAGAAGCAGCUGAAGAGGAGCAUGAAGGUGGAGGCCGAUGGAGGAGGCUGAAGUUUGGCUGUUUGCUGCAGCUCUCCUUCCCUCAUCACAGGCAGACGACUAGAGCAGCAGCAGUGGUGGAGGACUGCUUCACCUGCACAGAUCCAGAGCUUCUGAUACAGAAGAGGUGUAAACUGCACCGGCUGGUCCGAGAGCAAGCUCUGGUCAACGCCUUCUCUCCAGUACUACUUGUACUACUAGGUAACGGUAAAGUGAUGGUGGAACUGAAACAGUCUUCAAAUCCGUUUCUACCUGAUGAGACAGAAGGACUCCUACAGGUGAAGGAGUUUUCCUGGAGUGAGUUUGCUGCUGAUGAAGAGGAGCCUGCUGAAGAAGAGUGGGAUCUGACUGUAUUUUAGACUCCCAGGAGACUAGCAAACAUUAUGGGAAAUAUCACCACGGUUCACUGCAACGUUUUCAUGUUGGUCAAUAAAUAGGUUUUAUUAAUGUUAAUUUUUUUUGGCUCAGAUUUUCUAAUGCUUUUAAAAUAACAUAUGUUAAUUAGGUAGAAUAUGUUGAUGAGGCCGUUAAGGUUAAUAGUGAACAAUGAACAACAUAAAAGGGUUACGAUACAUUUAACUCCUAUUAAUGGAGCUUCUAAUCAGGACCAGAACACCUUUUACUGUCUUAACUCUGCAUUGAAUAUCGAUACAGGCUCACAUUCCCAUUUCUUUACAUCAAGACAAAAUGUACUAAGCUACCUCCGGUCUUAAGUAAAAGCACUUCCUGUUAAGUAAGCUUUUCAAUAUAAACCAUAGGAACACCACACU